AUGUACCUCCCAAAGGUUGAGUAUGGCGAACUCAACAGCAAGGCUAUCCAACCUGUUUUAUCAACAGAAGUCGCCGUCGGCAGCCUCUUGGUAGAGUCAAGAGACUUUCUCUUAUAUUCGCAACUCUACAUCACUAUGUCACUAGGACGGUGUUUACAGUCCCGCGAGAAUCAUGGACGGGACGUGUCUGAGGCUGCCUCGUUCUAUCACCAGAGCAUGUCUCUUAUGAACGAUGUACCGUCAAUUCCAGCCCACUGGGCUGGUAUGGCCAAGUUCCAUUUCUUCCGAGCGAUCUAUUUAAUGCAAGCCGACGACAUGCAGGGCGCAGUACUAGCAAUUUCGACAUCGCUCCAGUACGCCUGGCAGGCCAAACUCAAUGAUCAAACAGCUUCGUCCUCCUGUAAUGCACAAGGGCUUUUGUCACGGAAAAGACUGUGGUGGGCCAUAUAUUGCAUGGAACGACGGCUCUGUCAGAAGAUUGGAAAGCCGUCGGGGAUCUGCGACAAGGAAGUAGCCGUGGACGACCUUGUAUCAAGGGAGCAGUUGGUGGCCUGCCAAGACCUGGAUGUUCUUCCUGAGCAAAUCAGCCAGGAUGACUUACAUCUCCAGAUACUUGUUGAUAUCAGCAGACUAUGGGGCAAAAUUUGGGAUCGGUUCUUCAGGGCCGCACGUCACACCUCCAAUGAUGAUGAAGAGGUGGACAUGAUGGCCCUCCGCAUAUCCCACCUUCAUCGUAACGUUCCCGCCAUAUUCCAGUGGUCUAAGAGUAUCCUGGAUAAUGUCGUUAAGGGUUCUGAGCUAGAACUGCAAACCUCUAGGAGACUAGUGAUUCACGUGCGUUAUACUCUACUGCAGCUUCUAGUUCGCCAAAACCCAACACGAACCGAACUGCUCAACCUGGAGCAGACAAGAUUCUGCCAUAAGCUGGUAUCUGAGGUGGUCGACACUCUCUCCGAAUUUAUCGCCGUAUAUUCGCUCCCGCGAAUUGCCUCUCUAGCAUACUUCAUCGCUUCGUCUCUCACUGAGUGCAGCUACCAUGUUGCUAGAAUCCUUCAUAACCCAAUCUUCAAAGCAGCCCAGCGAGCCUAUGCAAUACUUCAUCCUCAAGCCACGGCUGCUAUUCAGGGCUUCAUGAACUGUGAUGAGAGAGGCGAUGGAUUCGAUGCCUCUGUAUCGUUACCGGAUACUGGGGUUGAAUCUCACUUCCAAUCAAUGUCCGAGACUUGGCCUGGCUUGCCACUGGCCAGUUCCUGCCUGCCGCAAAGCUUUGAAGGUUGCUUGCCAAUCGGUCAUCAAAUCGGAAUAGCAUCACCUGAUCAUUUGAUAGCUGAGACACAGUCUGGGGAUACUACAUUUGGACUAUCAUUCUCUGCAGAUGGCGCAACAGAUAUUGCAGAUAUGGACGAACUGUCAUUUCCGUAUCUCUACUUACCUGACAUUGGGUAG
Molecule: messenger RNA, 1446 nt
Organism: Fusarium tjaetaba
Lineage: Eukaryota; Fungi; Ascomycota; Sordariomycetes; Hypocreales; Nectriaceae
Exons: 3
Coding region: 1-1446 (481 amino acids)
Biological process (GO): DNA-templated transcription
Molecular function (GO): DNA binding; zinc ion binding
Source: RefSeq, a predicted model, not a curated record